Molecule: messenger RNA, 1285 nt
Organism: Contarinia nasturtii (swede midge)
Lineage: Eukaryota; Metazoa; Arthropoda; Insecta; Diptera; Cecidomyiidae
Gene: EloB
Product: elongin-B
Exons: 4
Coding region: 418-783 (121 amino acids)
Biological process (GO): transcription elongation by RNA polymerase II
Cellular component (GO): elongin complex; VCB complex
Molecular function (GO): protein binding
Source: RefSeq, a predicted model, not a curated record
UGUUGCUUUUGCAUGACAAGCAGAGUGUUGGUUGUUUCACCGAGAAUAAGUGAUACAUUCGUCAAACUUUUUUUUAUGUGCACUGGUGCAACUGUGUAUUUUUCUUUUUUCGUUUUCUGCUUGGAAUCGCGUUGAAUUUCGAGUUUUUUUUCGUUUUGGUUUUUUUUUCUGUUUGAUUUCUGGCUGCGUGCAGUAUACCAUUGCCUUACGAAUUUGAAAUCGACCGAAGUGAUUUUCUUCACGUGUACUACUGGAUUGUGUCCGCUGUGCAUAAUCAGUGAAAAAGUGCUCAAUUUUCCAAAUUGAAUUUGUUUCACAAAAAAAAAAACGAAUUAACACACUCUCUCUAUCUCACACACUCAUCUUCGAUUCGAACAACAAAAAGGGGCGAAAAAAGAAACACUCAAUAAAAGAAAAAUGGACGUGUUUUUAAUGAUCCGACGUAAGAAAACGACCAUCUUUACUGAUGCCAAAGACAAUACAUCCGUAGGAGAAUUGAAAAAAAUGAUCGAAGGCAUACUAAAGGUGCAUCCAUCAGAUCAACGUUUAUUCAAAAAUAACGAUAUGAUGAACGAUGAAAAACAGCUGCAGGAAUACGGAAUUACAAUUUCGACGGCUAGAGCGCAGUCACCAGCACAAUUGGGUCUUGCAUUACGUAGGCUGGAGAAUGGCGAAUUUGAGGAAUUAGAAAUAGCGCCGUACUCAUCACCACCAGACUUACCCGAUGUCAUGAAAAACCAAGAUUCAGCUAAUGGCCAAGAAACAACACACAUUACUUCUUAACUUAAUUUUUAAUGGAAAUUCUAUUGGAAUUAUAAAUAUGCGCACCCCACACACAUACACACAUUCAAUAUAUAAAUUAACAAUUCAUUUUUUGCAACAAUUAAAAUCAAGUUGAUAAUUGAUAAAAAAGAAAAAAAAAACAACAACAAAUAUUUUAUUAUGAUAUAAUUCCUCUUUUAAUCUUUUUUUUUUCUUUUUUCAAAUAAAAAGUAAAAUACAUUUGGAAAUGUUUUGAUGAGAAGCUUCCUUUUUCAGAAUGGAGGUAAUUUUAUGAACGAAGUCAACUAAUUGAACAUUAUCAAUUUGCUUUCAAACGGUAUUUGACACUCGAAUUAAGCAAUAAUAAAACAUUUUCAAAUUAAAAUUGAUUACCACAUUCUAUUUCAAUUGCAAUUUAGCUGAUACAAUCAAGAUCAAUGUCAUACGAUUAGAUAAAAGAACAAAAACAACUAAACUCAUGAGUUGGAGUUUAUCAAAUUAAAAGCGAAUUAUUAUUGAGUAA